Molecule: messenger RNA, 1699 nt
Organism: Prunus avium (sweet cherry)
Lineage: Eukaryota; Viridiplantae; Streptophyta; Magnoliopsida; Rosales; Rosaceae
Product: Protein kinase superfamily protein
Biological process (GO): protein phosphorylation
Molecular function (GO): protein kinase activity; ATP binding
Source: RefSeq, a predicted model, not a curated record
AUGGUUGCCUUUGGCUCGGUUUUUGAAGUGACUCUCUCAGAAGGAAAGAAAAUUCAAAGGGGGCGUACGCAACCAAUAUAGACUUCGCCGAGACUGACCACCUUCCCAAUCACAUUUUCACAUUAAUUCACAAAACCCAAAUAUUGCUUCCUAUUUCUAAUCUCUUCUCUUGGCUUCUCCGAAGUCCAAAGGCCAUAGUUUCUCUUCACCGGCAACAAGCGAAGAACCUCCCUUUCUUUCUUUCUCUGAGCACCUGAGGUCUUGAAGUGUUCAUUCAGUUAUGAGUUGUUUUUCCUUCUUACGUAGACGGGUGAACUCAUCAAGAAAACCCGGUUCUGAUGUAGAUGAAGAACUCUCUGGCAUUCCUGAUGUUAAACAAUACACUUACAAAGAGAUGAAAAUUGCAACUGAAGAUUUUAGUCCAGCCAAUAAGAUUGGGGAAGGUGGUUUUGGUUCUGUCUAUAAGGGACAACUUAAAGAUGGAAAAAUGGCUGCUAUUAAAGUUCUUUCAGCUGAAUCAAAACAAGGGGUGAAGGAGUUUUUGACAGAGAUUGACGUGAUCUCAAAAAUAGAGCAUGAAAAUCUAGUUAAGCUCUACGGCUGUUGUGUUGAAGAAAACCAAAGAAUUUUGGUCUACAACUACCUUGAGAAUAAUAGUCUUGCACAAACUCUUAUUGGUGGGGGUCACAGUAAUAUCCAGUUCAAUUGGCGAACUCGGCGUGAAAUAUGCAUCGGGAUUGCAUGUGGUCUUGCCUUCCUUCAUGAGGAAGUACGUCCACAUAUUAUUCAUAGGGAUAUCAAAGCAAGCAAUAUUCUCCUAGAUAGAGACCUAAUGCCUAAAAUUUCAGAUUUUGGUCUUGCAAAGCUUAUUCCACCCAACAUGACCCAUGUUAGCACCCGUGUGGCAGGAACAAUAGGUUAUUUGGCACCAGAGUACGCAAUACGAGGGCAAUUGACAAGGAAAGCAGAUAUUUAUAGCUUUGGGGUGCUCGUUGUGGAAAUAGUCAGUGGAAGAUGUAAUACAAAUACACGACUACCAAUUGACGAACAGUAUCUGCUUGAAAGGACAUGGCAACUCUACGAGCGGAGGGAGCUUGUUGGGCUGGUAGACACAUCAUUGGACGGUGAUUUUGAUGCCGAGGAAGCUUGUAGGUUUUUAAAGAUUGGCCUCCUCUGCACCCAAGACACUCCGAAGCUCAGGCCGUCGAUGUCAUCCGUGGUCAAGAUGCUAAGAGGUGAGAAGGCUGUUGACGAUAAUAAGAUAACAAAGCCAGGGUUAAUAUCUGAUUUCAUGGAUCUCAAAGUAAGACCCCCUCAGAGUACCAAGCCUGGUAGCACAAUGACUACUGCGUCUACCUAUAAUGCGUCCUCUGGUUCAGACAGCCAGGACAAUUCAACCUUGUCUUUAGAAACCUCAGCUGCUGCUACUUCCACCUUCAUUUCAUCCAUGUCAUCAGAAACCUCAGCUGCUAAUACUACGAGCUUCACCUUCCGCACCGUAUGAUAUGACCUCACAAAAUUUGCAGAUUUCAUUUAUUUUUAUCCCAUUUAGGUUUUUGGGGCCUGCUGUCUUUAUGUAAAUUGUAUAUUGUGUUUCUUUCUCUUUAAUUUUUUUUUUCAGCUAGACCCUUCUAGCCGGAGGUACUCUUUGUAAACGGGUCAAGGUUUGGUAAUUCAAAAAUUUUGAUGAUUUUGUUUU